AUGGCAGCGGCGGCGGCGGGUCUUCUCCCCGCUCUGCGUUUCUCGCCGCUCGAAGCGUCGCCCUUCCCCAAGCCCCUUGUCGGCGGCGGCCAUGGCUGGACGAAGACCAGGGGGACCCGAAGAGGCCUCUCCUGUGCCCCAGGUUUCUCUUCUUCUUCUUCUUUCAGGAAUGGGAGCUCGCCGGAGACCGAGUGCCCCGUGCCGCUGGAGCAGCAGCCUGUGAACGAGUACCAGGCGUUGUCCACUUCCCUCCCUUUCUCCUGGGCGGCAGGUGAUCUCGGGCUCUACUGCUCCCGUCUUGCCUGCACUGGGGCAGCGUUUGCCCUCCUCGUGGGGCUCCCCGUGUCUGCCUUUGGAAGGGGAUUCAUCGGAGAUCCCGAAACAUACGCUCUCCGAUGUACCCUUGGGGCUGUGUCCACAGGACUUCUUGCUGUCAUCCUGGCAGUACUCCGCAUGUACCUAGGCUGGGCGUACGUUGGCAACCGCUUGCUUAGCGCCACUGUGGAAUGUGAUAAUCUUACCACAAAUUAUUGAUUUAUUAGUUUUUUUAUUUUUUAUUUUUCUUCUCAUUCUCUUGGCUGGUGGUUUAUUUUUUGCCUAUUUGUUGCUGUAAUGUAUGGCUCCAUCCACAGACGAGGAGACUGGAUGGUAUGAUGGACAGGUGAUAAAACUGUUUCGCCUAUCCAAUUAUUCAUUGUUCAUCUUUACUUUCCUUUUAUCAUCAAGAUUUUGUUAAAAUAAUGCAAUCGACGGAUAAUCAUGCGGCCAUAUUUGCGAUAAAUUUUCGAAUAAGAGAACCCAUUUUGUUGUCCCAGUCGGUAUUUGAAAAAUGGGAUAUGGAGUGCCUUCUUUCGUCAUUAUCUAUCUUUGGCCUCCCACAUACUGAAUAUGAUCUCUGAUGAAGGGACUGGAGCAUGGAUAUCUGUGCUUUAAGUGUUUCCGGGUUAUAGAAUAUUAGCUUUACUAAAGUUCUAGUAGUUCCAUGUGAUGUUAUAUUGUCUCAUAUCCUUACAUUCAUGUUUUGACAGUCUUAUAGUUAAAACUGGGAAUGAGCAUGUUUUUUGGCGAGUAAAAUGGAAUGAAGAAGGCCACAUAGGAAAACGGAAUUUGACUUUCAAGAUGUCGCGAAAAAUAGAUGUGAUUAUCGCAAGGCUAGAAUCUACCCUUCUAGGAAAUGAAUUUAAAAGUUUGAGGGAAUGAAAAAGGGCACAUGUUCGUUCAGGUCAAGUAUGGCAGAGAGGUUAAUACUGGGACAUUCUAUCAUGUUACACUCAGGUAGUCAUGAACUGUGGGUAUACUUCUUUUAAGGAUGUGUUCCCUUUUUCUCAUGUUACAGAUGAAGUUCGGCUGCAGAACUAACUACUGUUGUGUCUCUAAAAGAGAUGGUUGUACAGGCAUCCAGCUUUCUGGAACAGUAGGUCUUGGAGAGGUCAUUUUAAGGAUUGGUUUGUCUCCUUGGAAGUUACAUUUCAGAGAGAUGUCUUGCAAGAGGGGUGGGGGUCCCGCAGCUGGGAUACCCCAAAACUGGCUUUUAUAGGGAUGUGAAUGUCCAUGGACUAAUGGUUUGGGUGUUUUUUUCAGUUCUGACUGUUCUAUCAGGAGGGACAUUAUGUUUUUUUUCUGAAGGGACGAAAAUGGUCGAAUUUACGUGUAUUUUUAAAGCUUUUGUCUUAUGUCUUAGUCCUAAAUCGAUCUACUUAAUAUGUGGAUACCUUCUUUAGAGUGUUGCCCUGCCAACACGCCAAAGAAAAAUCUGAUACAGCAUGAUGAAAAGUUGAAUUACCUGACAUUCCUGCACCUGUAAUUUCUGCGUUCUAUGCUUGUGCACUUAUUUUUUAGUAUUAUACGAAUGAAACCUUUUUGUUGAGUCACAAAUGGAGAAUGCGUUGAUCAUUAACGGUAUUUUUCUGUUUUUCAGAUAUGGGUGAAAACUCCUGAAGUUCUAGCCCGUGAUCGCCUUUUAGGCUCUUUUUCUGUGAGUUCACUCAUCCUUAGUUCUUUGGCUUACAGAUUUAUGAAAAAAAAAAAAAGAGCGCCCGCAGACACAUUCUUUCUGUAAGAUUUUCUUGCUUGUCAUUAUUCCUUUGUUGUUGCGAGCGGGCAAGGCCAUCAACCCACCACUUUAGCCUGAAGCAAGUUGGCUGUCCCACCCCCACCCUAAAUAUUUUAAGGUUCUCCUCCUAUAAUUUGUCUUGAUCUUUCCUACCUGGGGCUGGUGGUUUGACAUAGCAUAUAGGGCCUGUCGGAUUUGAACUCCAACUAGGUGUAGCUUAUUAUGCGAACACAAUGAGUUGACCUGUUCCCAGAUCUCAGGUGUGAUUACCCGAAACGUCAACCGAGAUGGGAUUGCCUGAUCGCUGUGAAAACUGGUGCAUUGCUAGAUUGUCCGGGAAAUAUAAUGAAUUUCAAAGAAAAAAUUAUGAAUAUUGCAUGGGGUUACUGAGUCUAGUAGAAAACUAGAAUCUCGGCUCAGGUUGAGUUAGACGACUUCCAGAUCUUUGAUUCGUCGUAUCCUAAUAUGUUUUUGAGUUGGGUUGACUUCACUGAUUGCGGGAUGGAAUUUCUUUUUUUUUUAACAUAACUUUCAAAUGACCCAUAUCUAAUGCAAGCUAGUAACAGCUCAGCAUGGCUGUUUAUAGAAACCCAGUGAUAACCCUCGGCGAUCGGCUCCUGUGGAUGGUCAAACCCAAAAGCCGAGCUCUUCAGCUCUUCAUGUGACAGUGUUUGAUCUUCUCCUAACAUGACUGCCGGCUGGCGGCGCUGUCUAUCUUUGGCAUCAUUAGGUCAAGCCUGUGCUGAGCAGGGUGAAGGUCACAUUGGUCUUUCUCGCCCUGUCGCUGGCUGCGUCCAUCGUUCUUUUCGUCAAUGUCGACAGUCCAAGAGACGCGGCGUCGGAGGAGAAGGGAGGGAGAGCGGUGGCCGGAGUUUACAACGACGCCGCCGCCAGAUCUUUCGAGCCCGAGGCCUUCUGUGGUGGGGGUUCAGACCUCUCCUAG
Molecule: messenger RNA, 2996 nt
Organism: Spirodela intermedia
Lineage: Eukaryota; Viridiplantae; Streptophyta; Magnoliopsida; Alismatales; Araceae
Source: the annotation of a GenBank genome assembly